AUGCUAGCGCGUUUAUUUCGUAUUCAAAAUCGUACUGCCAUUUACGAUCGAGCACAUAAAAUAACAGCAUCGUUUUUAAUUGGUUUAACAGGAGUUGCUUUUCUCGCUGUGUGUCAUCAAUUAUACAAAGCGAAAACCGAAUACCUUCCUGAAAUCCGUCGACGUGGUAAAGAACGUUUAGAAAAGACACUGGCCAUACGACAAACUGAAGCUGAAAUUGCCGAACAAGAACAGAAUAAAAAUACAAAACAACAUGAAGAUGUAGAAGAAAAUGGCCCAUCAGCUUCUAAUGAAGACGUGGAAUUUGACUAUCCAGAUGUAAAAUAUGAAUAUCUUGACAAUACAGCGGAUAUCCAAAUUCAUGCGUGGGGAGAUUCAUUGGAAGAAUCGUUUGAACAGGCUGUGAUGGGCAUGUUUGCAUAUAUGACUGAUAUUGAUCGCAUUGAAAAUCGGGAUAUGAAACAAAUCGACAUACGCGCCGAAGGUGAUUUACAGAAUUUGUUAUAUAAAUUUCUUUCCGAAUGGCUGGAAGUUUAUGGUACCGAAGACUAUUUCGUUGCACGAAAAGUAGAAAUCAAUUUGUUCGAUCGAAAAGAAUUACGUAUCAUUGCUCGUGGCUACGGUGAGACAUUCGAUUUAUCACGACACGCACAAGGAACCGAAGUCAAAGCGAUCACUUACUCGAAUAUGCAAAUACACGAAGAAGCGCCCACACAUGACGUUUAUGUCAUUGUUGAUAUCUAA
Molecule: messenger RNA, 744 nt
Organism: Adineta ricciae
Lineage: Eukaryota; Metazoa; Rotifera; Eurotatoria; Adinetida; Adinetidae
Source: the annotation of a GenBank genome assembly